AUGACUGGCAAAUUCGCUCUUAUUCAAUACCCAUCGGCGCCUCCUCACCCAACCUCAACUAAGCUUGAUCUCUCUCCCUCUUGCAGGAGAUUUGGGACGAAGUGUUCGGGAUGUCUGCAGGGCAUCUCUCCGCAAGACCUGGUACGGAAGGCUCGUGACCGCGUCUUCCACCUCAAGUGUUUCACCUGCUGCGUUUGCCGCAAGCAGCUCUCCACCGGUGAAGAACUCUACGUCCUCGACGAGAACAAGUUCAUCUGUAAACAAGACUACAUGAGCGGAAAGGCCAUGUCUGACUCCUUCACGGGAGGCUCCGACGAGGACGAAGACGAAGCCAUGGACGUGAAGCCGCAGAUCGAGACGAACAACAACAACAGUAGCAGCAGCAGCACCCCGCCCUCCACCAUCCAGGGCGCCCUGCCUCUGCCCACCCUCACAGCUAACGCCCUGGCUACCUCGCCCCAGGGAGUAGCAGCGCCCACAGCGGGGGCGGGGCUAGCAGCAGCCAUGAUGGGUGGGGUUCGACCCAACACGCCCACUAGAUCCUUGGGCGUGGUUCCUCCCACCAGCACUACGCCCAUCCUCGAGCCAAUGAGUGUCGGGGACACAAAAGUUAACAGCGCCUUCGCUGGUUUUAAUCGAAGCUAUGAAAGUGACUGUAUUACAGAAAGUCGCACUGUAUCGACUGGGCUUGAACAUAUGAAUCGUUAA
Messenger RNA from Cherax quadricarinatus, 708 nucleotides. The record is from RefSeq and is a predicted model, not a curated record. NCBI's taxonomy places the organism in Eukaryota, Metazoa, Arthropoda, Malacostraca, Decapoda, Parastacidae.